Messenger RNA from Dictyostelium purpureum, 1869 nucleotides. RefSeq lists its product as uncharacterized. Lineage: Eukaryota; Evosea; Eumycetozoa; Dictyosteliales; Dictyosteliaceae. Gene Ontology annotation, biological process: xenobiotic detoxification by transmembrane export across the plasma membrane. The transcript has 5 exons. Gene Ontology annotation, molecular function: xenobiotic transmembrane transporter activity; antiporter activity. Gene Ontology annotation, cellular component: membrane. The coding region runs from base 1 to 1869 and encodes 622 amino acids. The record is from RefSeq and is a predicted model, not a curated record.
AUGAACAAAAUAUCAUCGCAGUGCUCAAGGUUUUCACAUUUUAUAGUAGAUCAAUAUAAAUUAAGCAAAAAGGAAAUAAUAAUUCUUUUUAAAUGGUCAACUCCAUUAAUUAUUUCAAAUUUAUUAAAUAAUGUUUCAUUUUUGUUUGUUAAUUUAAUAUUUGUUGGCAGACAAAAUGAAGUUCAAAAUGAAUUAAGUGCGGCAGCUUUAGCAAAUACAUGGACCUAUUGUACAUUAAGUUUAGGUACUGGUUUAGCUAAUGCAAUGGAUACAUUGGUAUCACAAUCAUUUGGCGCAAAUAAUCUACAAUUGGUUGGUUUGGUUCUUCAAAGAGCAUCAAUAGUUAAUUGUGUUGCCUUUUUAAUUGUAACAGUAUUAUGGUGUAUUACCGAGUAUUUCCUUUUGUUGGUGGGACAAGAUAAAGAUGUUUCACAUAUGGCAUUUCAAUAUUCCUUAUAUUUAUUACCAGGUCUUUGGUUCCAACUCCAAACCAAUAUAUUUCAAAAAUAUUUACAAUGCCAAGGUAUUAUGUGGCCCUCAAUUGCAGUUGGUGUUAUUUUAAAUGGUUUUAAUGUUUUAUUCAACGUUUUGCUAGUAAAUGGUUUGGGAAGCUAUGGUGGUAUGGGUUAUAGAGGUGCUGCUUUAGCAACAUCAAUUUCUAGGGUUAUUGCAUUUAUUUCAAUGAUUUCUAUUUUUGCAAUAUGGAAACUACACAAGGAAACGUGGUUUGGUCUAAAAAGAGAGGCUUUAAAGGUUCAAGGUUUUAAAGAGUAUUUGAAAUUAGCAAUACCAGCUUCAAUUCAGCACGCAUCAGAGGCCGUUGGUUUUGAAGUUUUAACAAUUUUGGCGGGUCUUAUUAGUACAACAGACUUGGAUGCACAUUCUGUAACGUAUAACUUUACUAUGUUAACAUAUCAAUUCCCAAGUGGUAUUUCUAUUGCGGUAUCAGUGCGUGUUGGUCAGUUAUUAGGCUCAAAAAAUGAAGCAAUGGCAAAAAGAAUUUCUUGGAUCGCUUUCUUAAUAGCAAUUGUUUUUAUGGCUAUAGUAGCAAUUAUUCAAUAUAGUUGCAGACAUGGAAUAGGUUAUAUUUACACCAAUGACAAAGAUGUUGUAGAGAUAGUUGCUUCUAUUUUACCAAUUGCUGCCAUCUUUCAAGUAUUUGAUGGUGGUCAAACUAUUUUCCAAGGUGUUGUAAGAGGUAUGGGUAGAGUUAUUACUGGAUCAGUUUGUAAUUUCAUUGCAUUUUAUGUUAUUGCAAUUCCAUUAGCGGUCAUAUUUGCUUUUCCAGUAGAUGUUGGUGUUAAAGGUCUAUGGUGGGGAUUAUGUGUAGGUUUGGUUGUAAUUUGUAUAGUUUUAUGUGUUAUUGUUAAUAGAGUAGAUUGGUCAUCAGAGGUUGAUAGAGCUGCUGAAAGAACUAAAAGUGGUGUAUUUAAAAAAGAAGAUAUCGAAGGCGCAAUAAAAAUGGAAACCAUCAAAGUUAGUACGACCAAUAGUGUGGAUUCAACAUUUACUCAACACGAAGAAUAUAAUAAUAACAAUAAGAGUAGUGUUGAAGAUGAUUCUGAAGAAGAUGACAUUGAUGAUGAUUAUGUAGACUCAUCUUCAUCUCAAACACCACAACAAAAACAAAAGAAAAAGAAAAAGAAAAGAAAUAAUUCAACAGAAUUUAGACAAGAUAAUAUCAACUACUUCAACAACAACAACAACAACAUCAACAGCAACAACAACAAAGACCACCACAACAACAACCACAACAACAACAACCACCACAACAACCACCACAACAACAAAAACAAGAACAUAAGAAUAUUGACUCGGGUGCAGUCACUAUUCCAAAACCAUCACCACAACCUGGACUUCAAGCUAUAA